Molecule: messenger RNA, 363 nt
Organism: Aplosporella prunicola CBS 121167
Lineage: Eukaryota; Fungi; Ascomycota; Dothideomycetes; Botryosphaeriales; Aplosporellaceae
Exons: 1
Coding region: 40-273 (77 amino acids)
Source: RefSeq, a predicted model, not a curated record
CGGUCAAGAUUGUUUUGCGGUGACGGAUAUACAGGAUAUAUGCAGCAACAACUAGCUAGCUAUUUAAUCCCAGUUCCGUCCUAUCCUAUCCCAUCCCAUCCCAUCCCAUCCGUUCAAGCUGGACGCCAUGAUAUGCUAUAUGCUCCCCGGCCCCCCCGCCGUCCAUCCAUCCAGCCAUCCCACCAUCCCAUGGCACAAAAAACCCACCCACACACAUCCACACCUAGAAUGCAGUGCAACAGCGCGGUACACAGCGCGAUCCAGUCCAGUUAAAAAACGCAAAAAGCCUUUCCCUUCUUUCCCCCUUGCCCCGGCCGUAGCCUGGCGCUCUGUUUGCUAUGUUACUCAUUCCUACUCAUCCGC